AGUUUACUCUAAUUUGUUCCGUAACGCCAAGCUGCCUGAUCUCUCUCGUCUUGUCUACUCCCUCGAGCUGCCUUGCCAAAUCGCCGAGAUUACGACGUCUCAGAUUUUCUAGAUUUCGAUAUUGCUUACAGAAAUCAAGCUGCCUGAUCCACACCUGCUGCCCAUUACAUUAGCUAUGAAUUCCAGAAGGGAACACCGUGGAAACAGAGCUGCUCUUUUUGAUGAUGUCGAGGAGGGUGGCAUUAGAGCAGAAGCUUCUUACUCUUCCCAUGAAAUUGAUGAACAGGAAAAUGAUAGAGCAAUUGAGGGGCUGUCGGACAGAGUUCUGAUGCUCAAAAGGUUGACGGGUGAUAUCCACGAGGAAGUUGAUAGUCAUAAUCGCAUGCUGGACAGAAUGGGAAAUGAUAUGGAUUCAUCCCGGGGUAUCCUCUCAGGAACUAUGGACAAAUUUAAGAUGGUGUUUGAGACCAAAUCAAGCCGGAAAAUGUUGACACUGGUGGCAUCUUUUGUGGUGUUAUUUCUGAUUGUAUACUAUCUUACUAGGUGAUCAAGUUGAUAAAAUAAGUUUGUUUGUCACUUUGAACGACCGUAGUAUGGUGCUUUUGUAUAAAACCCAGCAGCACUGUGAAUUUGUGUAAAAAGUUAAGUUGCAAAGACUAGACAAAUGCUUCUGCAUUGUAAUUCUGUGUACUAAUUAUCCACUAACAGUUCGUAGGGUUUUUCUGAUA
This is a messenger RNA of Daucus carota subsp. sativus, 728 nucleotides long. Its product is annotated as bet1-like SNARE 1-1. The coding region runs from base 176 to 547 and encodes 123 amino acids. The transcript is spliced from 6 exons. NCBI's taxonomy places the organism in Eukaryota, Viridiplantae, Streptophyta, Magnoliopsida, Apiales, Apiaceae. The record is from RefSeq and is a predicted model, not a curated record.